This is a messenger RNA of Phodopus roborovskii (desert hamster), 5350 nucleotides long. It is a transcript of the gene Inpp4a, whose product is annotated as inositol polyphosphate-4-phosphatase type I A. The transcript has 25 exons. NCBI's taxonomy places the organism in Eukaryota, Metazoa, Chordata, Mammalia, Rodentia, Cricetidae. Gene Ontology annotation, molecular function: phosphatidylinositol-3,4-bisphosphate 4-phosphatase activity. Gene Ontology annotation, cellular component: cytoplasm. The record is from RefSeq and is a predicted model, not a curated record. Bases 151 to 3087 code for a protein of 978 amino acids.
CCUGUGAAGCAAUGUCACACGGUCCAGAAGCAAGCAUGUCUGGGCUACUGCCAUCUUAGGAACCCAGGGCCUGGAGGUAGCUAGCUCUUCUGUGGGAAGUCAGGUGAGGUGUGGCCCAGGAACAAGAAGCAUAUCCUCACCAAUGACAUCAUGACAGCAAGAGAGCACAGCCCUCGCCAUGGUGCCAGGGCCCGUGCGAUGCAGCGGGCUUCCACCAUCGACGUGGCAGCUGACAUGGUGGGCCUCUCUCUUGCAGGAAAUAUCCAAGACCCGGACGAGCCCAUUUUAGAAUUCAGCUUAGCUUGCAGUGAGCUGCACACUCCAUCGCUAGAUCGAAAACCAAAUAGUUUUGUGGCUGUGAGCGUCACCACGCCCCCACAGGCAUUCUGGACGAAGCACGCGCAGACGGAGAUCAUCGAGGGAACCAACAAUCCCAUCUUUCUGAGCAGCAUCGCCUUCUUUCAAGACUCCCUUAUCAAUCAGAUGACGCAGAUCAAGCUGUCUGUGUACGAUGUCAAAGACAGAUCUCAGGGAACAAUGUAUUUACUGGGCUCUGGAACGUUUGUUGUCAAAGAUCUGCUCCAGGACAGGCAUCACAGAUUGCAUCUGACACUGAGGUCUGCAGAGAGUGACCGAGUAGGUAACAUAACUGUGAUCGGCUGGCAAAUGGAGGAUAAGUCAGAGCAGCGGCCCCCUGUGACCCGGUCCUUGGACACUGUCAAUGGGAGGAUGGUUCUGCCCGUUGAUGAGAGCUUGACUGAGGCGUUGGGAAUCCGGUCCAAAUACGCUUCUUUGCGAAAAGACGCCUUGCUGAAAUCAGUGUUUGGGGGUGCCAUCUGUCGCAUGUACCGGUUCCCAACCACUGAUGGCAACCACCUACGUAUCCUGGAACAGAUGGCGGAGAGCGUCCUCUCCCUGCACGUGCCUCGGCAGUUUGUGAAGCUACUGCUGGAAGAAGACGCAGCCAGAGUAUGUGAGCUGGAAGAGUUGGGGGAGCUGUCCCCUUGCUGGGAGAGCCUCCGGCGGCAAAUUGUCACCCAGUAUCAAACUAUCAUCCUCACUUACCAGGAGAAUCUGACCGACCUCCAUCAGUACAAAGGUCCUUCAUUUAAAGCAAGCAGUUUGAAAGCAGAUAAAAAGUUAGAAUUCGUUCCUACAAACCUGCACAUACAAAGGAUGAGAGUUCAAGAUGAUGGAGGCUCAGAUCAGAACUAUGACGUCAUCACUAUUGGAGCCCCAGCAGCACACUGCCAAGGGUUUAAGUCAGGCGGUCUUCGAAAAAAGCUGCACAAGUUUGAAGAGACCAAGAAGCACAGUUUUGAAGAGUGUUGUACAUCAUCUAGCUGCCAGUCCAUAAUCUACAUACCACAGGACAUCAUCCGAGCCAAGGAGAUUAUUGCCCAGAUCAACACCCUGAAAACCCAAGUUAGCUACUACGCAGAACGGCUCUCCAGGGCAGCCAAGGACAGGUCUGCCACUGGCCUUGAGAGGACACUCGCCAUCUUGGCAGACAAGACCCGGCAGUUGGUCACUGUGUGUGACUGUAAGCUGCUGGCCAACUCCAUCCAUGGACUGAAUGCGGCGCGGCCUGACUACAUCGCUUCCAAGGCCUCCCCUACCUCGACCGAGGAGGAGCAGGUGAUGCUACGGAAUGACCAGGAUACCCUGAUGGCCCGGUGGGCAGGGAGGAGCAGCCGAUCUUCCCUGCAGGUGGACUGGCAUGAGGAGGAGUGGGAGAAAGUGUGGCUGAACGUGGACAAGAGCCUGGAGUGCAUCAUCCAGCGCGUGGAUAAGCUGCUGCAGAAGGAGCGUCUUCAUGAGGAGGGUUGUGAGGACGUUUUCCCCUGUUCAAGCACCUGCUCCAGCAAGAAAGGUAACCGGAACAGCCAAGCCUACUGGAUCAGACCGGAGGACCCCUUCUGUGACGCCCCCUCGGCGACAUGCCCCUCCUCCAUGCCCACUGCUGCAUGCCAUCCUCACCCAAGCACACAUUGCAGCCCCCCUCCUGAAGAGUCCAGUCCAGGUGAAUGGAGUGAGGCCCUUUAUCCUCUGCUGACCACCCUCACAGACUGUGUGGCCAUGAUGAGCGACAAAGCCAAGAAGGCCAUGGUCUUCCUGCUCAUGCAGGACAGUGCCCCCACCAUUGCCUCCUACCUGAGCCUGCAAUACCGCCGGGACGUCGUCUUCUGCCAAACCCUGACGGCCCUCAUCUGCGGCUUCAUCAUCAAGCUGAGGAACUGCCUGCACGAUGAUGGCUUCCUGCGGCAGCUCUAUACCAUCGGCCUUCUGGCCCAGUUUGAGAGCCUGCUGAGCACCUACGGAGAGGAGUUAGCCAUGUUGGAGGACAUGAGCCUUGGAAUCAUGGACUUGAGGAAUGUGACCUUUAAAGUCACUCAGGCCGCUUCAAGUGCGUCAACUGACAUGCUGCCGGUCAUCACCGGGAACCGUGAUGGUUUUAACGUGCGGAUCCCUCUGCCAGGACCACUGUUUGACUCCCUGCCCCGGGAGAUCCAGAGUGGCAUGCUGCUGCGGGUACAGCCGGUCCUCUUCAACGUGGGCAUCAAUGAGCAACAGACCCUGGCUGAGAGGUUUGGAGACACAUCCUUACAAGAAGUCAUCAACGUAGAGAGUUUGGUGCGGUUAAAUUCCUACUUUGAGCAGUUUAAGGAGGUUUUGCCGGAGGACUGUCUACCCCGAUCUCGGAGUCAGACCUGCCUGCCAGAGCUGCUGCGGUUUCUAGGACAGAAUGUCCAUGCACGCAAGAAUAAGAACGUGGACAUCCUCUGGCAAGCUGCUGAGGUCUGUCGCCGCCUUAAUGGAGUCCGGUUCACCAGCUGCAAGAGUGCCAAGGACCGCACGGCCAUGUCAGUGACGCUGGAGCAGUGCCUGAUCCUGCAGCAUGAGCACGGCAUGGCCCCGCAGGUCUUCACACAGGCCCUGGAGUGCAUGCGCAGUGAGGGUUGUCGAAGAGAAAACACAAUGAAGAAUGUUGGAAGUCGCAAAUAUGCAUUUAACUCCCUGCAGCUGAAGGCCUUCCCCAAGCAUUACAGGCCUCCAGAAGGGACUUACGGAAAAGUUGAGACAUGAACACACGGUUUCCUCUAAUUAGCUGUUACGUAAUCAAUGUGGGUUCCCUAUAGUGUCACAUAUGAUCCUCAAGAAGACCCGAAGGAUUCGUUUUUAUUUUUGUGUUUUUAAAAAUACUUCACUAAAGAGUCUAUGGAGCAUGAUUUUGUGUUGGAAUCUGUAGGGGGUCGUGUGUGGCUCAGUAGUGUGGAUAGUAAUGGCUGCCCUAACAAUAGCUUUCAGCUGUAACUAUACAGUUAAUGUCAUAGUUCCUAGAAGCCAGCUUGGUUUGUCUAAAACUCUGGGAGACUUUUUCAGAUACCCACGUAGGCACUGCUCAUCCAACUUAUUUUUCUAUUCAGUAACUCACAGGUGAGCAUUGAUUUAAAAUCUGCUUUCAAAAGUCUGAAUGUGAAACAGGAAGUCCCUCCCCCAUUAAACUUCCGGUCCCCGGCAGAGCCGCAGGUGUUAGCAGCUCAGCUUGGGAGGAAGGAGUCAGGACAGCCUAUGAAUGGGAGUGGAAGGACAGCUUGGUCAGUCACACCAGGGCCACACGCCCGGGCCACACUGCUUCCUGCCCUUCCAGUCACAGAAGAGUCUGCUUGAGACCAAAACCAGCCAUGAGGUCCCCAAACUGCCUCAUCAGCUCCACACCCACCGGGCAUGGCUCCCUUCCUUCUCGAGCAGUCAGGACCUUCAGCGUGGCUCGUCAGGGGCCUGGGAGACAACUCUCCAGUCGGGGACUGAGGGCCAUAGAGAUGGUACACUCUUAAAUAUUUUCAGAAUCAAUGUUCUAGGAGCUUUCUACUAAUCUUGCAGAAAACCAUAAAUCAUGUUUGAAUGUCUAAAGAAACCGUUGUAGUUUUUGGUUUGCAAUAAUUGUUAUUGUUAGACAACUACUGAAGACAGUUAAAACUGUUCCCUACAUUGAGAGCCUGAGGGGUUUGUGAGACAGGGAAGUUACGUAUUUCAUAGACAAUUUAGUCUGUUCAUCUUUUACAAGGUGAUGAUGAGUCUUAUCUGCACAUAGCAGACUUUUUUCCUUAGAAUUUAUAUGUUCUAUAAAUUCUGUUUAUCAUUCUGUCUGUGUUACUUAAGAGGCUGUAAAAAGAAGUGUAUAUGGGGUAUACACCCAUGAUGCUGAUACUAAUGACUUGUGAACGCCAGGGGAAUUCCUAUAGAAGUCCAGCUAGUUUCCUUUUAGCUCCUUUAGAAACAUGUAACAAACUUGGACCUGGGAAACUGAGGCACAGACAGGCGCCAGGGAGGGUGCAGGCAUCCCUUUCUACGAGUGCAGACAGCCCCGAGUCCUGGUGCCUGCUGGGAGGAAGAUGACCCUGCUGAGGGUUGGCUCGCUGCCCCGCUCUCAGGGCGUGGCACAUGGAAGGUGAGUGGCAAGGAAGCUGUCACCACCCAACCCGCCACACAGGGGGCUGCUCUGCUGCUGUCAGAUUCUCCUGCAGCCUCGGUUCCUGAUCAAAGGCUGCUGCGGCUUAGUGUGGCGGGCUGAGUAAGCCUUUUACCUCUCCCUUGGUCCAUUAACUCUUAAGUUUUUAGUUUCAUUUUUUUAUUUUGCCAUCACUGCCUUUUUAAAUAUUUGUUUGGACGUUAAAAUGAAAUGUUUCCCAUGUUCUCCAGCUUUCCUUUCUGUCCACACUCACAAGGGAAGACGGCGUAACUGCAUAACUGCUGACCUGUCAGGUUUGCCUGGGAAUCUUUCCCUUAGUUCUUGUUUUACUAUGAAUCACUGUAAAACUCAAAGACUUGGUUAAUCACGGAAAAGACUGUGGCUCCAGGGUUUUCCUGAAGGCAUUGUGACUGGCUCCCAGUGGAUCACACGGCCCAGGCUUGCCAGGAAGGGGCACCUUGCACAGCAUGGGCACAGGCGGCUCCUGGCUGCCCCAGGAGGCUGCGUUGUUCACUGUAGGUGGGAAAUGGUUUUACCGUUUUCCACCAAGUAGACGUUCCGUCCACCAUCUGCCCCCAUUGAAAAAGGAAAAUGUGCGGUGUCUGGACAGUUGGGAUGGUCAUGUGGAUCCUGCAGCACAGCUGCCUGUACUUUCCUUUAAAGAUGUAAAAAUAUUGUAUAGUACUGUUUUAUCCCCCUCACUUGUAUUUGCCAAGCUUAGUGCAUUUAAAUACUCUUAUUUAUUUGUUUGGGACAGUAUUAAUAUAUAUGAACAUAUAGUUACUGUUUUAUAUAUUCUUAGCUCAUUUAAAGCCAUGUAUGCUGUAAAUGUGCUUGUCUUUAGAAUGAUAAAUAAUAAAAACUCACAACAUUGAA